UCUUCACUCCUUGUCCAGAAGAAUCCCCAGCAUCAUGGAAGCAAAAGAAGCCCAGCGAGCAUCGUUCCUGCUAGACGCCCAAAACAAAGCCAUCGCGCUUUUCCAAGAAAUUGAAAGGAGCCUAGUUCGUCCUGGCAUCAGCGAAAAGGCAUUAAGCGAUGAAAUCCACAAACUAGGCGCCGAACGCUACGGCGUCCGAACCCAUUGGCACAAACGCGUCGUCCGAAGCGGAGAAAAUACCCUUCGACCAUAUGCCGAUAACCCUCCCGAUCGAGUCAUCCAAGAAGACGACAUUCUCAUCGUGGAUCUGGGCCCCGUCUUCGAAGAAUGGGAGGCCGAUUUUGGGCGUACGUUCGUGCUGGGGGAUGACCCGCACAAGAAAAGGCUGCGCGAUGCGCUCCAGCCCAUUUGGGAGAUUGUCAAGAACAAAUACCGUGAGAAUCCUGAUAUGACGGGCGAGGAGUUAUAUGAUAUCUCUUGUGGUGUGGCGCGGGAGCAUGGCUUCGAGUUUGGGGCUCAUAUUGCGGGGCAUAUCGUUGGGGAUUUCCCGCAUGAGCGUAUUCCCAAGGAUCAGAAGACGUUGUAUAUCACCAAGGGGAAUGAUAAGAGUAUGAAUUGUGUGGGGCCGGAUGGGUUUAAGAGGCAUUGGAUUCUGGAAAUUCAUCUUCAUGAUCUUGCAAGACAAUUUGGGGGAUUCACGGAGCAACUUUUGACGGUGAACUAAACUCGACCGGGGGUGCUAGAUGUAUUCUGGAACCGUUAGAUGUUUCGGCUCUGUGAUUUCGGGAAUUGAACCUAUCAGAUAGACUAUCUUCGGCACGACUUGUAGAUCCAAGAUCCAUGUAGCAAUGAUGUUUAUCAUGGGUUAACUGUUUGUAUGUUUCGGUCAGGCAAUAGUGCUUCGGCUGCAGAUCUACAUCAUUUCAAAGUAUAUAGGGUGCGGUACCUGAUAUACAAAAGUCUAAAGUAUAGCUAGAGUCGAAAGCUUAAACUUUACCUUCUAG
Molecule: messenger RNA, 1004 nt
Organism: Penicillium brasilianum
Lineage: Eukaryota; Fungi; Ascomycota; Eurotiomycetes; Eurotiales; Aspergillaceae
Source: the annotation of a GenBank genome assembly